Messenger RNA from Penicillium cosmopolitanum, 327 nucleotides. RefSeq lists its product as uncharacterized. Bases 1 to 327 code for a protein of 108 amino acids. Lineage: Eukaryota; Fungi; Ascomycota; Eurotiomycetes; Eurotiales; Aspergillaceae. The transcript has a single exon. The record is from RefSeq and is a predicted model, not a curated record.
AUGGUUCAUUCUCUUCCCCCUCCCCCCUCCUCACCUUCGACUGCCCUUGAGCUGGAGCUCCGGCCUGUGACCUCUGGUUGCGCUGAUCUUUCACAGUUCUCUUUCAUACACUUACUCGACUGGUGUACGACGACAAUCGGGUUCUUCCUCCUCGACUGGAAGAUCUCGACGCCAGAAGCAACGGGUGGUUGGGAGGUGCUUCAUCUUCGACUGGAACGACAACCGCCGGGGCUCCUCCUACUCGACUGGAAGCGACAGGACCCGUGGACUCCUUCCUACAGCGUCUGGAAGAAGGGCUUCAAUCCAUGGACAAGAGCCAUUGGAUAG